AUGGCGGCUUAUCGACAAGCAGUGACCAACAUUGCAGGCCUCUUUAAAGGAUAUCAAGUGGACCAUAUAGAUCGGUGGCUUAUGCUCUGUCACAACUCGGCUCUCAGUGUAAGCCCCCCCAACGUGUUCCUUGAUGUACUCCAUAAUCCUUCUGUCAAAUUACCGUUAGAGGAAGAUCUCGCUAUACCUGACCUAGAGGCACAAUUGGUGGUGGAUGUUCGUGCUACCCCAGAUUGGAUGGUUCCUUAUUUGGCGUAUCUAACUCGAGACAAGCUCCCUCAGGAUGAACUUAUUGCUAGUCAGAUCGUCCGGUGCUCCAAGUCUAUGACUAUUGUCCAUGGUGAGUUGCACAGAAGAAGCAUCACCGGUGUUUUUCAAUGUUGUGUUUCCCCUGAUGAGGGCCGAGAAAUCCUCAAUGAGAUUCACUCUGGUGACUGUGGUCAUCAUGUCGGCUCAAGAUCCCUGGUUGCGAAGGCUUUUCGACACGGUUUCUAUUGGCUCACGGCUCAUGCAGAUGCUGAAGAUAUUGUGCACAAGUGUGAUGGAUGUUAG
Messenger RNA from Aegilops tauschii subsp. strangulata, 552 nucleotides. RefSeq lists its product as uncharacterized. The record is from RefSeq and is a predicted model, not a curated record. NCBI's taxonomy places the organism in Eukaryota, Viridiplantae, Streptophyta, Magnoliopsida, Poales, Poaceae.